AUGGUGCUUGGCAAGGUCGCCAUCGUCAUCGGCUCCGGAAUCGUCGGAUCAGUACUCACAGGCGGUGAGUCUGGCCUUCCCGACUUCAGGGAUGCAAUCUCUGGUGCUUUCAAGUUCUUGACCAAGAGUGCAAAGCAAGGCAAGGAUGGGCCGUCGACCAGCAGUCCACAUACUGCUCAGUUGCUGAACCAGGUCAAUUAUCUCAGAGAGGAGCUACAAAUGUUGUCUAAAUCAAAUCAUGUUGCUAUUGUCACUGUUGACGGUAGACCUGGCCCUGGUGCAUAUGGUAUAACAGCUGUUGUUAUUGGAGCUAUUGGCUAUUUAUUCAUAAGAUGGAAGGGGUGGAAACUUUCUGAUAUGAUGUUUGUGACGAAGCAUGGGUUAUCAGAUGCUUGCAAUGUAGUGGGGAAACAAGUGGAUCAGGUUUCAGAAAGUGUUAAUGUUGCAAAGAGACAUCUUGCCGAAAGGAUUGAUCGUGUAGAUUGUAGUUUAGAUGAAUGCCAAGAAAUUACAGAAGCCACAAGGGAAGAGGUUACAAUCAUCCAUGGAGAUCUAAGUGCCUUCCAGAAGGAAAUGGAAACAGUUCAUCUUGUAGUUCGUAGUUUGGAGACAAAGCUUGGACGCCUAGCCUAUACUCAAGAUCGGACAACACGAGGAAUAUAUGACUUGUGUGAAUUCACUAAAAAAUUGGAUCAGAGCCCGAAAGCUGAUACUCGCCAGGUUACAUCAUCGACUCCUCGUCCUGCUAUUGAAUCCUCAGAGAGAAUUAUUAGGGCUGCUUCUUUGCCCCCAGCUAUGGAACCAGAGUCUCCUAGAAUAGAGGCACCUAAGGUUGUGCGCUCAUCUACAAUCAUGUCAGCAUCGGGACUUAGUUUGCUAGCUGGAACUACAAUACCACCUAAAAGGGAUCAACCAGGUGCUCUCAGCAGAGCAAGUUCAAUGAAGGAAGGACCCUCUGAGUUACCGAGUGGUGUGCGAAACUCUGCGGAACCAAGCCCCAGGAGAUCUGGCGGUUCAACCCUGUUUGGAGGGCUUGGGUUUCUAAGGAGCUACACCAGCUGA
Molecule: messenger RNA, 1062 nt
Organism: Miscanthus lutarioriparius
Lineage: Eukaryota; Viridiplantae; Streptophyta; Magnoliopsida; Poales; Poaceae
Source: the annotation of a GenBank genome assembly